Messenger RNA from Girardinichthys multiradiatus, 1903 nucleotides. Its product is annotated as kynurenine 3-monooxygenase. The record is from RefSeq and is a predicted model, not a curated record. The transcript is spliced from 15 exons. Lineage: Eukaryota; Metazoa; Chordata; Actinopteri; Cyprinodontiformes; Goodeidae. The coding region runs from base 123 to 1538 and encodes 471 amino acids. Gene Ontology annotation, biological process: quinolinate biosynthetic process; L-tryptophan catabolic process; NAD+ metabolic process. Gene Ontology annotation, cellular component: mitochondrial outer membrane. Gene Ontology annotation, molecular function: FAD binding; NAD(P)H oxidase H2O2-forming activity; kynurenine 3-monooxygenase activity.
UCAGACUCCAGUGGGAUCACCGCAACGCCCCUCCUCUUUUAAAUCUAAACUCAGCAGUUCUGCAAAUCUAUUGAACUGGACAGCGAGCCGGGUCAGACCAUCAGGGAACUCUGCUGAGCGCCAUGGAGGAAUCAGCUGCCAGUCAAGGCGAGAAGAAAGUGGUGGCAGUGGUGGGUGGUGGUUUGGUGGGGGCACUGAAUGCCUGCUUCUUUGCCAAAAGAGGCUUUCAGGUGGAAGUCUUUGAAACGAGAGAAGAUAUUCGGAAGGCCAAAGUAGUGAGAGGCAGAAGCAUCAACCUGGCCUUGUCCCACAGAGGCCGGCAAGCCCUGAAACAUGUUGGAAUGGAGCAGAAGAUUGUUUCUAAAGGCAUCCCAAUGCAUGCAAGGAUGAUCCAUUCACUCAGUGGGAAACAGUCUCCGAUCCCAUAUGGGAGGAAAGGCCAGUACAUCCUGUCCGUUGACCGAACCAAUCUGAACAAAGAGCUGCUAACAGAGGCAGAUACGUAUCCAAACACAAAGCUGAACUUUGACCACAAACUGCAGGACUGGAGUGCUGAAACGGGACUAAUGACCUUCGGCAGGCCAGAUGGAUCCCAGAUGGAGGUUCAAGCGGACCUGAUCGUGGGCUGUGAUGGAGCAUUCUCUGCCGUUCGCAAGCAGUUCCUGCGCCAUAGCCGCUUCAACUACAGCCAGACGUACAUCCCCCAUGGAUACAUGGAGCUCACCAUGCCAGCACAGAAUGGAGAGUUCGCUAUGAAGCCAAACUACCUGCACAUCUGGCCAAGAAACACAUUCAUGAUGAUUGCUCUCCCUAACCUGGACAAGACUUUUACCUGCACUCUAUUCAUGCCCUUUGAAGAGUUUGAGAAGAUCACCACAGGAGAUGAAGUCAUUGAGUUUUUCCAAAAAUACUUCCCUGAUGCCAUCCCGUUAAUCGGAGCCGAUGCCCUCGAGAGGGAUUAUUUCCGCCUGCCUGCGCAGGCCAUGGUGUCUGUUAAGUGCUCCCCGUAUCACAUUGGUGACAAAUGUGUCCUCAUGGGGGACGCAGCCCACGCUGUGGUGCCUUUCUACGGCCAGGGGAUGAAUGCUGGCUUUGAGGACUGCAUUGUCUUUGACGAAAUAAUGAAUCAGCUCAAUGAGGAUUUCAGCACUGUACUGCCUGAGUACACUAGAGUCCGAGUUCCAGACGACCACGCUAUUGCAGACCUGGCCAUGUACAACUAUGUUGAAAUGCGAGCGCAUGUCAACUCCAAAUGGUUCAUUUUCAGGAAACGUGUGGAUAAUCUUCUUCACUUCCUCAUGCCAAAGACCAUAAUUCCACUUUAUACAAUGGUAACUUUCACCAGGACCAGAUACCAUGUAGCUGUGGAGCGCUGGCAUUGGCAGGACAGAGUGAUAAACCGUGGCUUGCUGCUCGGAGCUGUGGGAGCUGUUUUUGGAGGCUCCUAUCUGCUCAUUAAAAAUCCUCCAAAUAUCAACAAGCUUGUUGUCCCCGCUGAGAAAAUCUGGAACAAGCUAGCAGCUCUCAUUACCCCCUGAGUGUUGGCACCUUCUCUUAGAUCUGACUGACAGCUGCAGCGACUGGAACAUCAGAACAUAGGAAUGAACUGAGGGGUGUCCAAAUUCAAUUAGAUUUUCAUUAAAUCACCUGGUUCUCCAAGACUGUGCCAGGAAAGUUUGUGUUCUGUCACAAUGCCUGACUGAAGAGGAACCAGAGAUAAUGACUGAUUAAAAUACAACAGUUUUUCAGUGAUGAAAGAGCUGUUGUUUGACUGGAGAAGCAUGGAGGUGGAUUUGAUUAAUUAGGAAGUUUGAAUUAAAAGAUGUGCACAGAUCUGAGAGUGUUUCAGGUAUAUGUGCAUCUUUAUAUAACUUUUUCACUCAUUAAAAUAAUGUUCCCUCUC